CCCAAACCGAGCGUGAGUAUAGAUGUCGCGAGCAAGGAGCAAUCGGGACCAUCUAGUGCAUCUCGUCCAAACGAUCGGUCUUUCCGACCGGGUCCGUAUGACCCGACGAAAAACCAGACUCCAUCCAAAGGUGCAACCCUUGUCUUCAGGCGCUCCUCUCUAGACAGGUGCAUUCCAAACCCGUUGGUGCCAGACCAAGGGAGCUUUUCACAGUACCCAGAGUUUGCUAAGAGACGCCGCCACACCCUGCAUGGAACCACCAGAUACAAUUGCAACGAGUGUCGAGUGGGCUUUCGACGCAAGGCGGACUGGAUACGCCACAUGGAGAACGCAAAGGCGCACAGAAAUCCCGCAUUCCUGUGCAACAGAUGCAAACGGCGCUACAGCAGAGAAGAUGCGCUCGCUCGGCACGUUCGGGUGGUGUGUCGGUCAUGAUGAUCAUUGUUCGAAGGAGCCGGAAAGAAACGGCGCGAAGAGAGAGCGAAGGGAGAGGAAGGAGGGAUCGUGAGUCCUUGAUCUGACGUCUUCUCUAUGGCCGAGAAUUCAGCCGUCUUCACUCGUCCCUCCCUAUCGACUGCACCCUGAGUUGCUGACGCUGAUACUCCUGCGCUGCCCAUGAGCACUGCCAUUCGCGACGACAUCUAUCUGAGAGCCGUACAAGGGUUUGCAUGCUGAUUUCUACAACGCUACGAGUUUUAUGUUCGAGGCUCAGAGCCGUUCGAGCUCUGUCGAUAUGCUAUGGACAGGAUGUCACACUUGUCUACACGAUAUUGUACGCGUUGAUCUAUGAUUUUGACUGCUUUUUUC
Molecule: messenger RNA, 807 nt
Organism: Heterobasidion irregulare TC 32-1
Lineage: Eukaryota; Fungi; Basidiomycota; Agaricomycetes; Russulales; Bondarzewiaceae
Exons: 2
Source: RefSeq, a predicted model, not a curated record